Drosophila ficusphila is the source of this 3011-nucleotide messenger RNA. RefSeq lists its product as uncharacterized. The coding region runs from base 1118 to 2524 and encodes 468 amino acids. Lineage: Eukaryota; Metazoa; Arthropoda; Insecta; Diptera; Drosophilidae. The record is from RefSeq and is a predicted model, not a curated record. The transcript has a single exon.
GAUUCGGAAUGGGUAUAGGGUAUAUAGGUAUGGGUAUGGGUAUGGGUAUAAAUCGGGGGGCAUGGGAAUCGUUCGUUGCCGGCUCGCAAAAUGAAAUUGUAAUCGCGCCGCCAAAUGGAAACCGCCUUGAGUUCCCCAAGCGUCUCGUAAACAUUCUAUAGUGUAAACUAUAGUAAACUAUACUAUAGUUACGACUCGGGUUCGAUGGGCCCAUAAAAACCCUCGACUCGAGUUAUGUUUAAUUAAAAGCUGUAGAUUGGCCAUGAAGGUCGUGGACUUCUCUAAGCAAAUAGAACUGCGAAUGGAAAUAAUAAAAUGCGAACUCGACGAAUAAAAAGGUAAUUUAGAAUAAUAUUAAUAGAAUAUUUUUUUACCUCAAGUAAAAUAUAAUUAAUAAAUAAAGAAACUCUUUUUAUAAAAAUAUAAUUCGGACCUAACUUAAAAUUACAGAUAAUGAACAGGAAACCCAUUCAAAUAGGCCCAUUCAAGAAUCGAUUAAGGUUAGCGAUUUUGCUGUUAAUUAUUAAUUAGAAUGUACAAGUUUAGCUGCCAGUUUACUUCACCAAAAACUGGUUUUUUCAGGAAACAGGUAUUGCCAGUGUACACCAAUCCAUUAAAUAGAAACCCCAGGAAAAUCUUUUUGAUUACGAUUCAUAACACAUACCAUAUUUCACACAUAAUAUAUAAAAUUAUAGUCAUAAACAGAAUACAAAUUGUGAACAAAGUUGUAUGCAGUUGCGAAAUUGUCAUUUAUAAUUUAUGAAAGAUGUUGUGGUCAAGGAAAUUCAGCAUUGUAUUUCUGCUCCUAUUUCUUUCUUCAAAUUCUUUGGAAUGGUUGAAAAUUGGAAACCUAAUGUCGAGUAGGCGUUGUCCUUAACCUCUCUACCAUUGUCAAGAUUCCCUCAUUUUGGGCUCCAGUAUUAUUCUCCACUCCGACCGGAACGCACACCAAAUAGUAAAUCGCUCCACUCUCGCUUCCGUAUCAAGUUUUCGUAUUCAUUUUCUUUUUAUGUGAAAAACAAAAUACAAAACAAUUUCUAUUUUUGGCACCGAGAAUCAGGUUUAAUCGCUCGGAAGUUUUUAUACUGAUAUCCACACAACAAAAAAGAGAAACAAUAUGUCCUUGCUUCGGCGUUCUCAUGGCGGCGGUCGCGACUUUCUGCAGGAGAACAAAAUGAAUGUCUCCCGAAUGGAGACCAAUAACCGGUGCUUAGCGGCUGCCAAUGCUCGUCGGGUUCCCCUGUGGCGUCCAGUGGUGCUCCACUAUUCGGAGAAGCGCCGUCCCCAUUUUCACAACAACAACCAGCGUCGUCCGCGUCCGGUUAACUUGCACAGCGAAUCGAAUGAUAUGCGAAGUGGUCUGGCCCAACCAUACGGUUUCCAGACAAAUCAACGCCGCCGAAUGCCACCAAGUGCUUGCGGUUGUGACUUGACCAAAGGUCAGGAGGUGCGAAAGGAGCAGGAGCGCUUGCAGGGCGGUUGGCAGGAUCAGCCGAAGGAGAAGCCAGCGAAGAAGUGCUGCCACGGCUGCCACUGUCAUCAGAAUCAACAGAGCUAUCCAAUUUCCCCUCAUCAGGGUCACCAAAACGCAGCAGUAUCUCCCCAUCAGGGUUACCAAAACGGAGCAGUUUCCCCCCAUCAGGGUUACCAAUCGGAAGCGAAGGAUAAACCAAUUUCCCCUCAUCAGGACUAUCACAACGGAACAGUUUCCCCUCAUCAGGAUCACCAAAUGGAAGGAAUGAAUAACAAAAACGUAGCCGAGGCAAUUCCUUCCAAACGGUACACAAGUUCCAAUCACCAAAACGGAUUGGUUUCAUCUCAUCAGGGUCGCCAAAGCGGUGGAGUUUCCCCUCAUCAGGGUCACCAAAACGGUGCAGUUUCUCCCCAUCAGGGUCACCAAUCAGAAGCGAAGGUUAACCCAAACGAACCCGAUGCAAUCGCGUCCAAACGCAGCAGAGCUGAUCAGCUGGAUAGCAUCUCCAUAUGUUCCCGGAUGUCGCGAGCUUCACUGCGCUCCCAGAGGAACCCAACUGAAAGCCAGGAGAACAAGGAUCCCGAGGCUCCCUUGAGUGCACGCAGUCGUGCCUCCGCAGCGACCCUUAAAUCGAAGAGGUCCAUUUCCCAGGAGAGUGUUCGCUCGAAUGCCACCAUCAAAUCGAACGUAACAGUGGCCUCCAGAAGCACCGCGGCCUCGAAGAGAUCAGCAGUUAGUCGCAAGUCACAGAUGAUGGAAGUGAUGCCGCCACCAACUCACUUGCAGGAUCAAAGGGAGAAGCAACAGGUGCCACAGCAAACUGCCUAUGAAGGUUACACCCCACUGACCGAGAACGAGAGAAGUGCUGCCCUCCAGGAUGCCCACUUCAAGUACGGCAAACUCGUCGAGGAGUACAAUCAUCUCCCCGUUUCGGAGCCAACUUUGCGUGUGCGCAAUCGAAAGAUCGCCAUCGAACGUCAGCUGGAUGAACUGGACUACGCCAUCAACAUGUUCGAUCAGCCCCAUCUCGAGAUGUACUACAAAAAAUGAUGAUCACACCCCCUUAUUGUUAAUCGUUUCAAAUAAUGUUGACCAGUUGCCACAAAAACCAUUGAAAACAAAGGAAUGCAACUCCAAACAAAAGGGUAACAAUUACAAAAAUCUAAGCAAAUUAUAACAAAUGAUAAAAAUAUUGAUGAAACAAGAAAAGAAUGGAACCCAAAGUAACAGAGUAAGCCCAACCCAAAAUGGAUCGAAAAACCAGCACAAAAGCUAUGGCUGAAGUUUUAAAUUUUUACAAAAUGGAACAAAAGUUUCGAAAAUAUUUACGCUCUAUGAAAAAAAAAAAAAUAAAAAAUUAAAUAUGCAAAGGAAGCGUGAAAAUUUCGAAACCGGUUGAUAAAAAAAAUGGAUACAAAUACAACUGGAAGUUUCGCGUUUCGACCUCGACGGCGUUCAGAAAAAAAUUCAACCAGUAACUGUCACAAAACCAAAUACAAAUUAAAUUUCAAAGUGGCAUAAGAUUUCAAUAGAUUAA